UCCUUAAAACCCUAGUUUUCAUUUCUGACUUCGAUUUCCCUCUCUUCUGCAAUUACUACUCUGAAAUCAUCACUUCUCCUUAAUUAGGGUUCGAUGGGGAACUUCAAUAUGCUCCCAUUAGAGAUUAUGUUAGAAAUCUUAUCUCGUGUUCCAAUUGAAUCUCUUCUUGAGUGCAAAUUGGUCUCAUAGCCAUGGAAAAAUCUGCUUCAACAUCCAUCCUUCUCAAAAUUGCAAAUUGAUUCUGUUCAUGAUUCUGAUGGUAAGUUGAAUUUCAUAUUUUAUACAUAUAGGUCUAAGCCUGGUAACAAACCUUUUUAUUAUACUGAGUAUGAUGAUGAGAAUUUAAACCGUUUUAGUAGAACCACACAGAUCAAUUUAAGAACUCCAUUUGAGUAUCCUUCAAUCCAUAGUUCAUGUUAUGGGCUAAUCUGUUUUGCAAAUUUCUAUUAUGAACCUGCUUGUAUCUGUAAUCCCAUCACUAGAGAGUAUAUUGUCCUUCCAAUUGAAUAUAAAUAUUCCGUAAAUGGAUUUGGUUACAGUCCUUCCACCAAUGAGUUUAAUGUUGUUAGAAUCAACUGGAGUGGAGACCCAACUAUUCAGGUAUACACUCUUGGCAGUGGAAUAGGAUGGAGAAAUGUGGGAAAGAUGGAUUAUUCUAUGCCUAAUCCAGUUGUUUUUUUUUGCGAACGGAGCUAUUUAUUGGAUGAACGAAGGCAAACAUAUCAUUCUUGCCUUUGAUUUGGCUAAAGAAGAGUGUAGAGAGUUUCCAUCACCACCUUGUACAAGUGUGAUUGUUGAACUACAUGUUUUAAGCGGUUCUUUAUUUGCGUGUUGUUACCAUGAUCAAGGUUAUGGUUGCCAUAAUAAAAGUAUAUGGGUUUUAAAGAAGAGUGAAAGUAUUCAUGACGUGAUUUGGAGUAAAGAGUAUAGCGAUAUUGAUAUCUAUAUCAGACCAAUUGCCUUCACAAAGAGUGGUGGACUUUUAUGCUAUGAUCAUCAUGAUAAAAAUGUUUAUCUAUACUCUUCAAAAGCUUCAUCUUCUAGAAUGCUUGUAAAUUUCGGUAAGUGUUUUGAUGCUCAAAUCUCUCACAAGAACACCUUAGUGUCAUUGAAAGCAUUAGGAGAAGAAAAUACGAAACUAAUGGGUUCAGGUGAAAAGCAAGAUCUAGCGGGAGACAGAGAGCAAUCAUUAGCAGACGAACUAAAUGACUUUAAACUGGCUGCUGGAUUGGUAUUUACAGAAGCCUUAAGGUCAGCAACUCUGGCACUAAGAAGUGGAUGCAUUCUUUUGGUACUUGUGUUGCAGAAGACAAAGAGACGAGUAAUGAGAUUUUUUUAACUAAGACUCAAAACCAAUUUAAUCUAGAUGUAAUUGUUAAUGAUUUGUGACAAAGACAAUCAGAAUUAAGAACUGGUAGUGUUGCCUAGGGAAGAAAAGCGUGCUUUGCCUAGGUGCGUAGCUGUAGCCAUCAUGAAUCUCAAGAUGCUCCAUGGUUGUCAUUUGUUCUUCUUGUUUUGCUUCUUGUAUUCAAUUUCAUAACCUGUAACAAUGUUAUGUCCAUGUCGAUUCUGAUAAUCACCCAUGACCAUCGAACACUGUUCGCAAGGGUGCCAUUUCUGGUAUUUUCAAAGUUUCUUAUUUUCGUUUC
This is a messenger RNA of Papaver somniferum (opium poppy), 1649 nucleotides long. RefSeq lists its product as uncharacterized. The record is from RefSeq and is a predicted model, not a curated record. Bases 635 to 1339 code for a protein of 234 amino acids. Lineage: Eukaryota; Viridiplantae; Streptophyta; Magnoliopsida; Ranunculales; Papaveraceae. The transcript is spliced from 2 exons.